CUCAGCCUGAAUCACUGUGGAUAUUUCGGGGAGGUUUAGCAGAGAAAACACGCAAAAAAGCAGGAUAAACACCGGGAAAAAGGGAGAUUUACCCCGGUGUGUUGCUGCAGGAUGGCGGACCGGGACCCGGUUCCUCUGCCGGCGGAGGUUCGGGCCAGACUGGCCGAAUUGGAGCUGGAGUUAUCCGAGGGUGAUAUCACACAGAAGGGCUAUGAGAAGAAACGGUCCAAGCUGAUUGGAGCUUUCUUCCCACAAACUCCAGGAAUGGACCCCCCGCUGGGCCAGGAGAGGAGAGGUCCGGUCACCCCCUCCUCGUCCUCACGGUACCACCGCCGGCGCUCCUCUGGAUCCAGAGACGAGCGGUACCGAUCAGAUGUUCACACAGAGGCGGUGCAGGCGGCCCUCGCCAAACACAAAGAGAGGAAGUUGGCGGUGCCGAUGCCUUCCAAGAGGCGGUCGCUGGUGGUCCAGACCUCCAUGGACGCCUACACACCACCAGAUACCUCCUCAGGCUCGGAGGGUGAGGGUCAGGGCGAUGAAGAGGAAGGAGGUGACGGUGAGGAAGAAGAAAAAGAUGGAGGAGGAGGAGGCGUUGGAGGAACAACAACGUCCAGUCGGGACGGGAGCAUCAGCAUGGAGCGAUGGAUAAACAGAGCCAUCCACGGCACCUCCUCCACCAACACCUCCUCCACGGCCUCCUCCUCCUCCUCCUCCACCCGCAGUGGGGGGAGCGGAGCGGCCGGAGGGAGGCUGGCCGACGUCCUCGCCCAACACGUCCACAUCUCCGCCCACCAGCACCACGUCAGACACCACCACCAUCAUCAUCAUCGCCACAAGACAGAGAACCACUCUGCUCCUCCAGAUGUCACCGGCUACACCAACAACUCGUCCGGCGAUGGCAUCCAGGUGGAGCGAGCGCCGGGACAGAGACAGACGCCCAAAUACGGGAACGCCGAGCUGAUGGAGACCGGAGACGGUGUUCCCGUCAGCAGCAGAGUCUCAGCUAAGAUCCAGCAGCUCGUCAACACUCUGAAGCGACCGAAGCGACCGCCAUUAAGAGAGUUUUUUGUCGACGACUUCGAGGAACUCCUUGAAGUGCAGCAGCCGGACCCCAACCAGCCCAAAGCAGAGGGGGCUCAGAUGGAGGCGCUGCAGGGCGAGCAGCUGGGGGUCGUCACCAACUGGCCCCCCUCCCUGGAGGCGGCGCUGCAGCGCUGGGGCACCAUCUCCCCCAAAGCCCCCUGCCUCACCACCAUGGACACCAACGGGAAGCCCCUCUACCUGCUCACAUACGGAAAACUGUGGUCCAGGAGUGUGAAGGUGGCCUUCAACCUGCUGCACAAACUGGGAACCAAACAGGAACCCCUCGUCAGACCUGGAGACCGGGUGGCGCUGGUCUUCCCGAACAACGACCCCGCUUCCUUCAUGACGGCGUUUUACGGCUGCCUGCUGGCCGAAGUGGUCCCUGUGCCCAUAGAAGUCCCACUGACCAGGAAGGACGCCGGCAGUCAGCAGAUCGGCUUCCUGCUGGGCAGCUGUGGAGUCAGCGUGGCUCUGACCAGCGACGCCUGCCACAAAGGGUUACCCAAGAGCCCCACCGGAGAGAUACCUCAGUUUAAAGGUUGGCCCAAGCUGCAGUGGUUCGUCACAGAAUCCAAACAUCUGUCCAAACCCCCCCGAGACUGGUUCCCCCACAUCAAGGACGCCAACCAGGACACUGCAUACAUCGAGUACAAGACGUGUAAAGACGGCAGCGUCCUCGGGGUGACGGUGAUGAGGAUCGCCAUGCUCACCCACUGCCAGGCCCUCACACAGUCCUGCUCCUACACAGAGGCGGAGACCGUGGUGAAUGUUUUAGACUUCAAGAAGGAGGUGGGGCUGUGGCACGCCGUCCUCACUAGUGUGAUGAACAUGAUGCACGUCAUCAGUAUCCCGUACGCUCUGAUGAAGGUCAACCCUCUGUCCUGGAUCCAGAAGGUCUGCCAGUACAAAGCUAAGGUGGCGUGUGUGAAGUCUCGGGACAUGCACUGGGCUCUGGUGGCUCACAGGGAGCAGAGAGACGUCAACCUGAGCUCCCUGCGCAUGCUGGUGGUGGCCGACGGUUCCAAUCCCUGGUCGAUCUCGUCGUGCGACGCCUUCCUGAACGUCUUCCAGACUAAAGGUUUGAAACCAGAGGUCAUCUGUCCCUGCGCCAGCUCCCCUGAAGCCCUGACUGUAGCUCUGAGGAGACCGCUGGAGGAGGGCUGCUCCCCCCCCGGCCGAGGCGUGCUCUCCAUGCAGGGUCUGAGUCACGGGGUGAUCCGGGUGGAUUCUGAGGAGAAGCUGUCGGUGCUGACGCUGCAGGACGUGGGCUCCGUGAUGCCCGGAGCUCAGCUCUGCAGGACGGAUGAGGUCGGAGAGUUGUGUGUUUGCACUGUCGCCACGGGAACGUCGUACUACGGCCUCACCGGCAUGACCAAAAACACGUUCGAGGUGUUCCCGGUGACCAGCAGCGGGACCCCCCUCUCUGAGUUCCCCUUCACCCGGACGGGGCUGCUGGGCUUCAUCGGGCCGGCCGGGCUGAUCUUCGUGGCGGGAAAGAUGGACGGGCUGAUGCUGGUGGGAGGCCGGCAGCACAACGCCGACGACAUCGUGGCCACCGCGCUCGCUGUGGAGCCCAUGAAGUUCGUCUACAGGGGGAGGAUCGCGGUGUUCUCCAUCACGGUGCUUCACGAUGAGAGAAUCGUGGUGGUGGCGGAGCAGCGGCCCGACUCCACCGAGGAGGACAGCUUCCAGUGGAUGAGCCGCGUGCUGCAGGCGAUAGACGGCAUCCACCAGGUGGGGGUGUACUGCCUCGCUCUGGUUCCCUCCAACACUCUGCCUAAAACUCCUCUGGGGGGCAUCCACCUGUCAGAGACCAAGCAGCUGUUCCUGGAGGGGGCGCUGCACCCCUGCAACGUGCUCAUGUGCCCCCACACCUGCGUCACCAACCUGCCCAAACCCCGCCAGAAACAACCAGAGAUUGGCCCUGCCUCAGUGAUGGUUGGUAACUUGGUGUCGGGGAAGAGGAUCGCUCAGGCCAGCGGUCGAGAUUUGGUUCAGAUCGAAGACAAUGACCAGGCAAGGAAGUUCCUCUUCCUGUCCGAGGUGUUACAGUGGAGAGCGCAGACCACUCCAGACCACGUGCUGUACACACUGCUCAACUGCAGGGGUACGAUAGCCAGCUCUCUGACCUGUGUGCAGCUUCACAAGAGAGCGGAGAAGAUCGCCGGGAUGUUGGCGGAGCGAGGACACCUGCAGGACGGAGACCAUGUGGCUCUAGUCUACCCUCCAGGUAUCGAUCUGAUCGUGGCGUUUUACGGCUGUCUGUACGCCGGCUGCGUUCCCAUCACGGUGCGCCCCCCCCACCCUCAGAACAUCAGCACCACGCUGCCCACCGUCAAGAUGAUCGUGGAGGUGAGCCGCUCGGUGUGUGUGAUGACGACGCAGCUCGUCUCCAAACUGCUGAGGUCUAAAGAAGCCUCGGCGGCCGUGGAGAUCCGGAGCUGGCCCCCCAUCAUGGACACAGAUGAUUUGCCAAAGAAGAAACCUCCUCUGCUGUACAAACCCUCAAACCCCGACAUCCUGGCCUACCUGGACUUCAGCGUGUCCACCACCGGCAUGCUCGCUGGAGUCAAGAUGUCUCACACAGCCACCAGUGCCUUCUGCCGCUCCAUCAAGCUGCAGUGUGAGCUGUACCCCUCCCGAGAGGUGGCCAUCUGCCUGGACCCGUACUGCGGCCUGGGCUUCGUGCUCUGGUGCCUCUGCAGUGUGUACUCGGGGCACCAGUCCAUCCUGAUCCCCCCCUCAGAGCUGGAGCUCAACCCCUCCCUCUGGCUGUCGGCCGUCAGUCAGUUCAAGGUCCGAGACACUUUCUGCUCCUACAGCGUCAUGGAGCUCUGCACCAAGGGACUGGGGCUGCAGACUGACUCCCUGAAGGCUCGGGGGCUGGACCUGUCCCGGGUCAGGACCUGCGUGGUCGUAGCGGAGGAGCGUCCUCGCACCGCCCUCACUCAGUCCUUCUCCAAACUCUUCAAGGAUCUGGGCCUCCACCCGCGGGCCGUCAGCACCUCCUUCGGCUGCCGGGUCAACCUCGCCAUCUGCCUGCAGGGCACCUCAGGACCCGACCCCACCACCGUGUUCGUUGACAUGAGAGCGCUACGACAUGACAGGGUCAGACUGGUGGAGCGGGGGUCUCCUCACAGCCUUCCUCUCAUGGAGUCUGGGAAGAUCCUGCCGGGGGUCCGGAUCAUCAUCGCCAACCCGGAGACCAAAGGACCAAUGGGAGAGUCGCACCUGGGAGAGAUCUGGGUGCAGAGCGGCCAUAACUCCAGCGGGUACUUCACGGUGUACGGAGACGAGGCGCUGCAGUCCGACCACUUCAACUCCAGGCUGAGCUUCGGAGACACGCAGACCCUCUGGGCUCGAACCGGGUAUCUGGGGUUCCUGCGGCGCACCGAGCUGACGGACGCCAGCGGGGAGCGUCACGAUGCUCUGUACGUGGUCGGGGCUCUGGAGGAGGCCAUGGAGCUCAGAGGGAUGCGUUACCAUCCCAUCGACAUCGAGACCUCCGUCAUCCGGACGCACAAGAGCAUCACCGAGUGCGCGGUGUUCACCUGGACCAACCUGCUGGUGGUGGUGGUGGAGCUGGACGGAUCGGAGCACGAGGCUCUGGAUCUCGUGCCCCUGGUAACCAACGUGGUGCUGGAGGAGCACUACCUGAUCGUGGGCGUUGUCGUGGUCGUGGACAUCGGCGUCAUCCCCAUCAACUCCCGUGGCGAAAAGCAGCGAAUGCACCUCCGCGAUGGAUUCCUAGCCGACCAGCUGGACCCUAUAUAUGUGGCGUACAACAUGUAGCGCCCCCUGGUGGAUAACAUGGAGGCGGAGGAAAGGAAAAAGAAGUUCUGCCCCAGAGACUGAAACUAUAAAAAAAACGGAGUCAGACUUUUUUUUACGCUGAUUCGUCGCUACGUGCUGCUGCCAACUUAGCUCCCAAAAAUCCAGUGGUUGUGUUGUAUUAGCGCUCAGGCCGUGCUUUUAUUUUGAAGGAUGCAAAAUGUGCAGCAAACUCCAUUCAAAGCAAGAAAGUUCUUUCCUUUUUUUACCCGAAAUAAGUGUCAAUCCUGGAGGCGGAGAAGAGGACAAUCGCUAACGAAGAUUCUGGUUUUUAAAUUGCGUUUUCAAGUAUUUGCUUGUUUGUUUUUUCUUUAACAUAAAAAAAGUUCAGGCUAUUUUUUGAUAUUUACACAAAAACAAACAUCUGUGGCAUAGAUGAUAUUUUAUCAAAUCACAGAGAGCGGGGUAUGUUUUGAUACGAAGGUCGGGUCGCAGCGAACUUUACGAUGAGGUACGACACGCUUGAUUCAUGCUAGCUUGUUGUUUUUGUUUGUUUUGUAAACGUUACUUUGUUUAUUAUUUUCCGAACCGUCCGUCCCGUUUCAGCGGGAGAUCAGUGUGCUAAUAGCUAACAGCUGCAGCCUUUAACUCCAGUUACUGUUCAACAACACAUCAUUUCAUAUCAUGUAAGUAUGUACAAAAAGAAACUGAUUUAAUUUAUUUUGUUUCUCUUUUAGAAGUUUAUGAUGAGACAUUCAAGAAUGUUUUGGUCUUGAAUAUUUGCUAUUAUUAAAAAAAAACACCUAAAAAGCAUUGUAUUAUCUGGAGGGAAACACAUUCAUGGACGGGGAAAUAGAAAUAUAUAUAAUUAUAGAUUAUAUCAAACGUUAGGGAUUCACAGAAUAAAGACACAGGUCGACCUGCAUGUUGGUCUGAAAUGUUUAAAUCAGUGAAAUUAUACGUUUUUAGGAGUUUUAUUCCACAUGAAGAACCAACUCUUUUAUUAUAUUAAAGGUAGGGUAGGUAAGUUUGAGAAACCAGCUAAAGAUACACUUUUUGUUAUAUUCCAUGGAAUGCUCUUAACAUCCC
Trematomus bernacchii (emerald rockcod) is the source of this 5943-nucleotide messenger RNA. RefSeq names its product disco-interacting protein 2 homolog C-like. Lineage: Eukaryota; Metazoa; Chordata; Actinopteri; Perciformes; Nototheniidae. The record is from RefSeq and is a predicted model, not a curated record.